Messenger RNA from Paramecium tetraurelia, 405 nucleotides. RefSeq lists its product as uncharacterized. Lineage: Eukaryota; Ciliophora; Oligohymenophorea; Peniculida; Parameciidae. Gene Ontology annotation, molecular function: isomerase activity. The record is from RefSeq and is a predicted model, not a curated record. Gene Ontology annotation, biological process: carbohydrate metabolic process. The transcript has 2 exons.
AUGAAUAGAUUGCUUCUGUUUGCUUCAGAUUGUGGAAAGGUCGAGUGUCUGUUAAGCAGUUUCGAAAAGUACUUCAAUGUAUAGGUCAUUGAGGCAAAUUACAAACAGAUAGUGAAUGAAGUAUUGAGCAAAGACACUCAAUGUGUAUUUGUCACAGAGAAUAGUUUGAAAUCUUAAAUAAUAUUUAAUAAGUUUGAUAAAAUAAGAGCAGCUAUUUGUUACAAUUAAUACUUUGUGUAAAUGUGCAGAGAGCAUAAUGAUGCCAAUGUGAUUAUUAUACCAUUGGACAAUAUCGCCUAGAAUGUGGCUGUACAUUUUGCAUAGGGUUUAUCACAGGUAGAAUUUGACACCAAAACAACUCCAAAUCAUUAAAGAAGAGUUAAUAAAUUAAAUUUAAUAUAAUGA